Stylophora pistillata is the source of this 2317-nucleotide messenger RNA. Its product is annotated as RNA polymerase II-associated factor 1 homolog. Gene Ontology annotation, molecular function: chromatin binding; RNA polymerase II complex binding. The record is from RefSeq and is a predicted model, not a curated record. NCBI's taxonomy places the organism in Eukaryota, Metazoa, Cnidaria, Anthozoa, Scleractinia, Pocilloporidae. Gene Ontology annotation, biological process: transcription elongation by RNA polymerase II. Gene Ontology annotation, cellular component: Cdc73/Paf1 complex.
CACUCAAUCCGCAUGUAGCCAUCUUGGAUUUAGUUUGGGAACAGCGCACAUGUGUUACCUUAUGGUUAUGUAGAGCCAUAGUAAUUUUUGGAGAGGUGGUUUCAUCCUCUUUGGAAUCUUUCCGUAUGCAAGAUGCCCCCAACAAUCCAGGAUGGACAAAAGAACAGAGAUCAGGACAGAAGGCAAAGUUCAUUGCGUCAAACAGUGAGCAAGGCCGAUUUUGUGUCUCGGGUUAAAUAUAACAACAAUCUUCCUGAUAUUCCUUUUGAUGCCAAGUUUAUUGCUUAUCCUUUUGAAUCAAACAGGUUUGUAGAUUAUAAACCAACAACAUUGGAGAAAAAUUACAAGCAUGAAAUGUUGACAGAGGUGGACUUGGGGGUCAAUAUUGAUCUUAUUGACCCAGACACCUACGCCAUAGAUCAUAAUGUUUCUCUUGAUCAUGAUGAUGAGAAAUUAUUAGAAGAAGAACCAGUGAACUUGCCAGAUAAAAAACGAACAGCCCAUCAUAACAAGAAUGUGUCCUGGCUAAGAAGAACUGAAUACAUUUCAACUGAGUACAACAGAAGUCGCACUAGUAAUGAAAUGGUGGAGACAAAGGUUGGAUUCAAUGUGAAGAAGAAAUUCCAAGGCACAGACAUUUACAAGGACCGUGAAAGUCAGAUUGCUGCCAUUGAAAGCACAUUUGAUGCUGCUCAGAGACCAAUUCUACGCCAUCCAACAAAACCUGGUGUCACGCCUUUGGAAGUUCUUCCAGUGUUUCCAGAUUUCCAGAUGUGGGCUCAGCCCUGUGCUCAUGUUAUAUUUGAUACUGACCCAACCCCGAGAGGUAGAGGAGGUCCAGCAGAAGAUGAGGAAAUGUCACAGGCAAUGAUCAGAGGUAUGGUGGAUGCCAGUGGAGAUCAGUUUGUGGCAUACUUCCUUCCCUCAAAAGAGACAAUCAGGAAACGAAAAAGAGACCAAGAAGGUGAAACAGAAUAUACAGAAGAGGAAGAAUAUGAGUACAAAAUGGCACGUGAAUAUAAUUGGAAUGUAAAGAACAAGGCCACCAAGGGUUACGAGGAAAACUACUUCUUUGUGUUCAGAGAAGGAGAGGGAGUUUUCUACGAUGAACUGGUAACAAGGGUUCACUUGAGCAAGCGGCGUGCUCGUGGCGGUGCUGGUGGGGUGCAAUCAGCAGUCUCCCAGCUAGUGGUGAAACACAGGGAAUUGAAUGAAAAUGAAAAGAAAGCUCAGCAAAUGCGCAGGAAUCAGCUGGACACAGCUUUGGCAGAAGAGGAAGAUGAAGAGGAGGGUGAUGAAGAUGACGAAGGAGAAGAAGCUGCUGAGAACGAGGAGGAAGACAACCAAGACAAUGAUAUUGAUGAUGAGGAUGAUGAUGUAAAAGAGGACGAUAACGAAGCAGAACAGGAGAGUAAUGAUGAAAAAGAUGAAAAAGAUGAGAAAGAAAGCAGCGAAGAAGAAGCAUCAAGUCAAGAAGAAUCAAACAGCGAAGAGGAGGAAGAUGAUGUUGAGUGAUGAAGUUGUUCCAUGCUCAUUUUGAAACAUGGCAGAGAAACUGCAGAAUUGUUGAUGAACUGAUUGUCAUAGCUUUCCAAACAAAUUAGUCAUUGCCAGGAUCUGACCAUGGAAAGCACAGAAGGGUAGAGUUGUUAUGCAUUCCAAACAAGUAGCAUUUAACAAGCAUGUCAUUGCUUCUGAUAACUGACUCUUCACAUUCAGGCAAUGGCAUUUUCCCUUUAACAGAUUGCUGUCAACAAUGCCAAGCAUAUAUGCAACAAUUAGAUUCCAUUUUGCCAGGAUUUUGUAUAGUAAUAGAUCCCAGAUGAUGUCAAAAUGUAGUUGGUGGCACUCAAGGCAUGUUCGUACCACAAUUUGACGUCUUCUGCAAUCCAUUUCUGCAAAAUGGAAUCCAUUUGUUUAAUAUGAUAAAAAAAAAAGUAAAAUGUUGUUAAUGAUUAUGUCAUCUAUGCAUCUAUUCUUCACUAAAUCAUUAGUAAGAGCUAAUCAGAAUGCAUAUACAAUUUAGCCUAUCGUUUGAAAAUUGUUUGCACAUUGGUUCACGAUGGAUUUUUCUCAUUAGACUCUCCAUAAACUUUUAGCAAUUUGUUUAUUUUGAAUAUCAAACAGUCAUUUACAGGAUGGUGAUUAAUUAAGCACAACUCAAAUUAAUCUUUAUAUCAUUGCAAUUUGGAAUUUUCAUUGUGUUACUUUAUGUUUUACUUUACAUUCAUAACAAAAACUUACCAAACACACAAAAAAACUGUUCCUCUGUAUGUAUCCCUGACCAGUUAAAAUAAACAGAACCUACCUAAUCAUA